GAAGUUUUACAUUUGGAUUCUCAUUCUGCGUAUUCUGCGUAUUUAUACCCGAGAUAAUCGCUACCUAGGUUUUACGGAUAACCAAUAUUUAAUUUGUUUAUCGGACAGAAAAUUUUAAAAAUGGAUAAAGUUAAAACAGAUCUAGGACUUUUGGAAGAAGAUGAUGAAUUUGAAGAAUUUCCUGCUGAAGAUUGGACGUCUAAAGAUGAAGAUGGAGAGGACAUAAGUGUUUGGGAAGAUAAUUGGGAUGAUGAUGAUAUUGAAGAUGAUUUUGGUAGACAGUUAAGAUUGCAAUUGGAAAAACAGAAAUACAAAAUGGGAGAGGCCGAAAAACAGCAAUAAAUAUUUAUAAAUUGAUGAAUCUUAUUUUCUAACAUCUACUUGACCUAUCAAAUAUUAAAUUUUUCUUGUAAUGAGUUUGAAUAACUCUCGUUCAAAUUUAUGAUAAAGUUCAGAAUAAUUAUUACCUUAGUUUAUUCAUUUUACUGUAAGACAAUAACCAUCCUGUGUACAUUAAUGAUUAAUUAAAUAAUGAUGUUAUUAUUAAAUUUUUCUACUACAAACAGUAAUCAAAAAUAA
This is a messenger RNA of Trichogramma pretiosum, 579 nucleotides long. It is a transcript of the gene Sem1, whose product is annotated as 26S proteasome complex subunit SEM1. The coding region runs from base 121 to 342 and encodes 73 amino acids. The transcript is spliced from 3 exons. The record is from RefSeq and is a predicted model, not a curated record. Gene Ontology annotation, biological process: double-strand break repair via homologous recombination; proteasome assembly; mRNA export from nucleus. Gene Ontology annotation, cellular component: proteasome complex; proteasome regulatory particle, lid subcomplex. NCBI's taxonomy places the organism in Eukaryota, Metazoa, Arthropoda, Insecta, Hymenoptera, Trichogrammatidae.